This is a messenger RNA of Cyphellophora attinorum, 1728 nucleotides long. RefSeq lists its product as uncharacterized. Lineage: Eukaryota; Fungi; Ascomycota; Eurotiomycetes; Chaetothyriales; Cyphellophoraceae. Bases 1 to 1728 code for a protein of 575 amino acids. The transcript is spliced from 2 exons. The record is from RefSeq and is a predicted model, not a curated record.
AUGACGGGUUCUGGUAUAGAUGACUCGACAUACUGCCUUCAACCCAACUGCGGCUUCAUCAAACCCAACAGCGAGGUCAAGAUUCAAGUCCAUCUCCGACCGACGCGCCCCCCAUGGAAGUACCUUGACCGCGAAAGAACCAUCCUAGGCAAGAUCUUCCUCCAUUACUCCGAUCUUGACGGCUUCGAUCGAGGCAAGAAAACCGCGAAGUCAUUGUGGCCGAUCAUUAGGUCUAUACCAGGGAGCCGCAUUCAGUGGAAGGAGAUCCGUGUCGUAUCACCUGCCAGCGCCGAGAAGUCGACUCAGACCGAGUGCGAAAACCCUCUACCUACUCCCACCGAGAAGCCCACGCCGGCCGAGGAUGAUCGGCCUGUCUCCCAGGCCACUGCUCCCGAGAUCACGAUGAAGCGAGCAGGCAGUCUCCGACGAUUCCUCGAAAAUAACGGGCGUGACAUCAACGAGAGCACGCGGACAAAUGAUGUUGCGCGGGAGGAGACUAGCAAGAAGCUCCAGGAGCUCAAUGAAACAGGAGUCGAACUUGAGAAGGACAGACUUGCACUCGAAGCACACAGCCGGUUGCGAGCCGUGAAGGAGGUCGAGGCUGCUCUUCAGGAAAAUCGCAGAGAAAUCAAGGAGCUUGAGGUCCUGGAUCUUGAACUUGUGCAAGACAGACGAUCACUUCGGGGAGCCAGUGCGCUAUUCGAAUUGUUUGCAGUCGAAUAUCUGGAACAGGAGGGCGUGCAUGUCAGAUGGAGUACGCUGAAGGACCUGGCAGAUGAGUCAGAGCAAGCUGGCCCCACGGAUGAGAUCGAUCUAGCUAUCGACGACGCUAAGCAGGAUGGUCAGCAAUUGCAGAUUAAGGUAGAGGAGGACGAGGACGUAGUGGCAGCCCAGCGACAUCAAGAUGAGGAGAACGACCAUUCUACCCGGGCUCACGAGUCGCCUAACGAGCCGCCAGCAAAGAGGUUCAAAUCAGCCCACACCAUAUCCACGGGACAGACACUGCAGCCUCCUGCACAACAUGCACCUGUACGUCGAUCGAGUCCGGCAGAUGAUGCGAGACUACAGCCUUCGUUGGCCACCAACCAAAAGGUCUGGCUCAAAUUACAUUUCACUCCUGGUACGCCACAUGCGCAAGCCCGCAGCGUCACCGCCGAGCAAGUCGCAAGCGUGAUGAAGCACGUUUUCUUCAUGUUCAAUGACGUCGACGAUCGAGAGGACUUCCGAGCAGGAGUCAAACGCCUAUUCGAAAAUGGCUCGACACCGCCACCAGGAGACUACGCGAAGGGCUGGACGCCAGAAGAGUUCAAGGGAGAUGUCGCCAAGCAUUGCAGACGCCGCCCAGACCGUGAUUGGUGCUUCUUCGGCGUUCUAGCGGGAUUUUCACGCGACCUAGACCGAGGCCGCCCCCAUGGUAACGAUUGCCCGUACUGCAAGAAGAAGAAGCACCGCAAGUGUUACAAUGUUGAGAUCGUUGAUGGUGCGCGUGACCCUGAUCACAAAGACGCGCCCACGAGACGUCUGUUGGCAGCACGAGCAGAGAUGGAUGCGGAUCUGAGAGAGUUGACCGGUGCAAUUUUGGACGGCACGGCGAAUGCAGCACAGCAGAAAGAGUAUAGCAAGCUCAUCGCCGUGGAGAAGAAGUCGAGAGCAGAUGCUAGAACCAAAGGUGAGGAUGUCUGGUGGAUUGUGAGGAGGAAGACACAGGUCAGCAGCACAAGCGCUUAG